This is a messenger RNA of Neomonachus schauinslandi (Hawaiian monk seal), 3351 nucleotides long. Its product is annotated as protein fantom. Bases 1 to 3351 code for a protein of 1116 amino acids. The transcript has 23 exons. NCBI's taxonomy places the organism in Eukaryota, Metazoa, Chordata, Mammalia, Carnivora, Phocidae. Gene Ontology annotation, molecular function: thromboxane A2 receptor binding. Gene Ontology annotation, cellular component: photoreceptor connecting cilium. Gene Ontology annotation, biological process: non-motile cilium assembly; retinal rod cell development. The record is from RefSeq and is a predicted model, not a curated record.
AUGGCCACCAAGUUAAUACGGCUAGUUAAUGACAAGAAAAGAUAUGAGCAGGUUGGUGGCGGCCCCAAGCGGCUGGGACGAGAUGUGGAAAUGGAAGAAAUGAUGGAGCAGCUGCAAGAGAAAGUUCAUGAGCUUGAAAGACAGAAUGAAGUCCUCAAAAACAGACUCAUUUCAGCCAAACAGCAACUUCAAAUCCAGGGUUACAGGCAAACCCCAUACAAUUAUGUGCAAUCUCGUGUUAACACUGGGCGUAGAAAAGUGCAUGAAAAUGCAGGCGUACAAGAGUGCCCCAGGAAAGGUAUUAGAUUCCAAGAUGUCGAUGUAGCAGAAACUGUACAACCCAUGCUUACAAAAUAUGGCAACAGUUUACUUGAAGAAGCCAGAGGAGAAAUAAGAAAUUUGUUUUUCCUCAAACUACAAAUUCUUGUAAAGGUUCUUUAUUUCAGAGAAAAUGUUAUUCAGUCACAGAGAGGCCAGAUUGAAGAGUUAGAGCACUUGGCUGAGAUCCUGAAAACUCAGUUGAGGAGAAAAGAAAAUGAAAUUGAGUUAUCUCUUCUUCAGCUUCGAGAACAGCAGGCUACAGAUCAAAGGUCAAACAUUCGGGACAAUGUAGAAAUGAUUAAGCUUCAUAAACAACUAGUGGAGAAAAGCAAUGCUCUUUCAGUAAUGGAAGGAAAAUUUAUUCAGCUUCAAGAGAAGCAAAGAAGUCUCCGGAUCAGCCAUGAUGCCUUGAUGGCAAAUGGGGAUGAACUAAAUAGGCAACUCAAAGAGCAGCGUUUAAAAUGCUGCAGUCUUGAGAAACAGUUACAUUCCAUGACAUUUUCUGAAAGAAGAAUAGAAGAGCUGCAGGAUAGAAUUAAUGAUUUAGAAAAGGAACGGGAACUUUUAAAGGAAAACUAUGAUAAACUUUAUAACAGUGCCUUCAGUGCUGCCCACGAAGAGCAAUGGAAGUUCAAGGAACAGCAGCUGAAAGUACAGAUCGCUCAACUCGAGACUGCCUUAAAAUCUGACCUAACAGACAAAACUGAAAUCCUUGACAGAUUCAAAACUGAAAGAGACCAAAAUGACAAACUCAUUCAAGAAAACAGAGAACUACAGUUACAGUAUCUGGAACAAAAGCAGCAACUUGAUGACCUUAAACACCACCUGAAGUUUUACAACCAGGAGAGUGAUAUUAAUGCUGAUGAAUUGAGUGAAGCUCUCCUGCUUAUAAAGGCUCAGAAAUCACAAAAAAAUGGAGACCUUUCCUUUUUAGAGAAAGUAGACAAUAAAAUUAACAAAGAUCUAGAACACUCCAUGAGAGAGCUACAAGCAACUCAUGCAGAAACAGUGCAAGAACUUGAAAAGACGCGAAACAUGCUGAUUAUGCAACAUAAAAUUAAUAAAGAUUAUCAGAUGGAAGUUGAAGCAGUGACCCAGAAGAUGGAAAAUUUGCAGCAAGAUUAUGAACUCAAAGUGGAACAAUAUGUUCAUCUUCUUGAUAGCAGAGCUGCACGCAUUCAGAAACUAGAAGCCCAAUUAAAGGAUAUUGCCUAUGGCACCAAGCAGUAUAAAUUUAAACCAGAAAUCACGCCAGAUGACUCCGUUGAUGAAUUUGAUGAAACCGUUCACUUAGAACGAGGCGAAAACCUAUUUGAAAUCCAUAUCAACAAAGUAACCUUUUCUUCUGAAGUUUUACAGGCAUCUGGAGAUAAAGAGCCUGUCACUUUCUGUACCUAUGCUUUCUAUGAUUUUGAGCUACAGACAACUCCCAUAGUGCAAGGCCUUCACCCAGAAUAUAACUUCACUUCUCAAUAUCUCGUUCAUGUUAAUGACUUAUUUUUACAAUAUAUUCAGAAGAAUACUAUCACUCUUGAGGUCCACCAAGCUUACAGCACAGAUUAUGAAACAAUUGCGGCAGGAACUAAAGGAGACAUCCCAAAUUUUGGCACGGUGGAAUACUGGUUCAGAUUACGGAUUCCCAUGGAUCAAGCAAUUCGACUUUAUCGAGAACGAGCAAAGGCUUUGGGAUAUAUAACAUCAAAUUAUAAGGGGCCAGAGCAAAUGCAAUGGUUGAACUUCAGUUUACUGGAUAAUCUUAGGCCAUACCAUGAUACAGCCAUCAUUCCCAGUAGCAAUGAUCCACAGUUUGAUGAUCAUAUGUGUUUCCCUGUGCCAAUGAAUAUGGAUUUGGAUCGAUACCUUAAGUCAGAGUCUCUGAGUUUUUAUGUAUUUGAUGAUAGUGAUACUCAAGAGAAUAUAUAUAUAGGAAAAGUCAAUGUGCCUCUGAUUUCAUUGGCACAUGACAGGUGUAUCUCAGGAGUGUUUGAGUUAACAGAUCAUAAAAAGCAUCCUGCAGGAACCAUCCAUGUUAUAUUGAAAUGGAAAUUUGCUUACCUUCCACCAAGUGGAUCUAUAACAAUUAAAGACUUAGGAAAUUUUAUACGCAAAGAAGAGUCAGAAGUUGUUCAAAGAGUACCUCCAACAUCCUCUGUUAGCACAUUAGUUGUUGCACCAACACCAAAACCAAGACAGCGUUUAACACCUGUAGAUAAGAAAGUGUCUUUUGUGGAUAUCACACCACAACAGAGUUCUGUUUCUCAAGAAAGCAGUGGAGCUAAGGUAAAAGAGAAAAUUCAACAAGGAAAAGAUGAUGAUGUAUCUUUCCUGUCUGAGGGUCAACUUGCAGAUCAAAGCUGGACUUCUUCUGAAGAUGAAACAGAAAUAACUGAGGAAUUGGAACCAGAAGAUGAGGAAGACAGAUCAGCAUCUGACAGUGAUGAGUGUAUUAUUCCAGGUCAUAUCUCCAAGAAUAUCAAACAGCCAUCAGAAAAAAUUCGGAUUGAGAUCAUAGCUCUAAGCCUUAAUGAUUCUCGAGUAACUGCAGAUGACGCUAUCCAGCGGCUGUUCGUUGAAUGCAGAUUCUACAGUCUUCCUGCUGAAGAGACACCUGUGUCACUUCCAAAACCCAAGAGUGGGCAGUGGGUCUACUAUAAUUAUAGCAAUGUGAUCUACGUGGAUAAAGAAAACAACCAAGCAAAGAGAGACAUCUUAAAAGCAAUACUACUGAAACAAGAGCUGCCUUACAGAAGUGUUCGCUUCACAGUGGUCAGUGACCCUCCAGAGGAUGAACAGGAUCUGGAGUGCGAGGACAUUGGCAUUGCUAACAUUGACCUCGCUGACAUGUUUCAGGAAGGGAGAGACAUCAUCGAGCAAAAUAUCGAUGUCUUGGAUGCACGGGCAGGUGGUGGACGUAUCGGCAAGCUCAGGGUAACCGUCGAAGCGCUCCAUGCCCUGCAAUCUGUCUACGAGCAAUACAGAGAUGACUUGGAGGCUGAAAGAAGCUGCUCUGGAGGCAUCUCCUGCUCCUGA